GUGAGCGAACAUCUUCACUUCGCACCAUGGAUUUGAACAAUUUAACGUGUUCGGUAUUUGGAGAAGAUUGAGUUUUUUUCAUGGAUGGGAUUAAACGUUCAUAUUCUUCAUUUUGAACCAUUGCGACGGCAAACGGGGCCAGAAUAAAUUAAGACAGCAUGGAAAUUGAUGAUAUUUUUUCCCAAAAGAAAACUCAACCCAAGGGAAAUGGUUCUGGCGAAAAAGAACAGAACAAACAAGAGCCCAAACAUCCUGAGAACUCUCGUCCUUCAAAGCCCAAAAAAGGCGGUAGUAAAGGAGACGAUUUGUUUUUAGAUCCCAAGGGAAGUUCUGGAAGAAAACGAACUGAAGAAGGCUUUUUGGUGUACGAUUUAGAUGAACUACAAAUGGGCAGAGGAGGAGACACACCGCAAUGUCCUUUUGAUUGUGAUUGCUGCUAUUAAAAGAAAAAGGAAAAAAAACGUAAGCACGCGCUUGGGUCAUUUAUUUUGUUUACGAUGCCGUUGAAAGGAAUCUGACGGUGAUCAUGGGAUAAAAUUCUUCAUAGUCUAACUUCAUUGCUGCAAUAAAUUUUGUAAACGUAUUAUUGUUUAUUUACAAGGCGUUGCCAUCUACUUUACGUGGAUACGAAAGAUUAU
Schizosaccharomyces octosporus yFS286 is the source of this 638-nucleotide messenger RNA. RefSeq lists its product as uncharacterized. The record is from RefSeq and is a predicted model, not a curated record. The transcript has 3 exons. The coding region runs from base 159 to 443 and encodes 94 amino acids. NCBI's taxonomy places the organism in Eukaryota, Fungi, Ascomycota, Schizosaccharomycetes, Schizosaccharomycetales, Schizosaccharomycetaceae.